Messenger RNA from Capra hircus (goat), 3355 nucleotides. RefSeq names its product adaptor related protein complex 1 gamma 2 subunit (gene AP1G2). Gene Ontology annotation, biological process: receptor-mediated endocytosis; Golgi to vacuole transport; intracellular protein transport. The transcript has 19 exons. The record is from RefSeq and is a predicted model, not a curated record. Gene Ontology annotation, molecular function: clathrin-cargo adaptor activity. Gene Ontology annotation, cellular component: membrane coat; AP-1 adaptor complex; Golgi apparatus. The coding region runs from base 250 to 2418 and encodes 722 amino acids. Lineage: Eukaryota; Metazoa; Chordata; Mammalia; Artiodactyla; Bovidae.
GUCCCAGGCCUGAUAGACAGUCUCGCCGCCCCGAAGUAGUUAAUAAGAUCCUUCCCUUAUACUCCAAAUCAGAAAGGCCUAAGGUCAGAGGAUUCAAGAUUGCUCUGCAGUCUGCAGGGCGGCCCAGGAGGGGCGGGGUCCCGCGAUAGGGGCGGGGACAGAGAAGGAUCGGACCAAGCCCCAACCUUCCUCGGGGCUAGGACCAGGAAGCUCUGGGGGGAGAGGAGCGGAGUUGAGACUGAAGCCAGGAUGGUGGCGUCCUCGCUGAAGCUUCAGGAUCUAAUCCAGGAGAUUCGUGAGGCCAAGACCCAGGCCCAGGAGCGGGAGGUGAUCCAGAAAGAGUGCGCCCACAUCCGGGCCUCCUUCCGCGAUGGGGACCCUCUGCACAGCCACCGCCAGCUGGCCAAACUGCUCUACGUCCACAUGUUAGGCUACCCCGCCCACUUUGGACAGAUGGAGUGCCUGAAACUGAUCGCCUCCCCCAGGUUCACAGACAAGAGGGUGGGCUACCUGGGGGCCAUGCUUCUACUGGAUGAGAGGCAGGAUGCCCACCUGCUCAUUACCAACAGCAUCAAGAAUGACCUGAGCCAGGGAAUUGAGGCUGUCCAAGGCCUAGCCUUGUGCACACUGAGUGCCAUGGGCUCUGCUGAGAUGUGCCGGGACUUGGCCCUGGAGGUGGAGAAGCUGCUCCUGCAGCCCAGCCCCUAUGUGCGCAAGAAGGCUGUUCUGACUGCAGUACACAUGAUCCGGAAGGUCCCUGAACUCUCUGACAUCUUCCUCCCACCCUGUGCCCAGCUGCUUCAUGAACGCCACCAUGGCAUCCUGCUGGGCACUGUCACGCUGAUCACCGAGCUCUGCGAACGAAGCCCUGCAGCCCUCCAGCACUUUCGAAAGGUGGUACCCCAGCUGGUGCACACCCUCCGGACUCUGGUGAUGACAGGAUGCUCCAUAGAACACAGCGUGUCUGGAGUCAGCGACCCAUUCCUGCAGGUCCAGAUACUUCGUCUGCUUCGGAUUCUGGGCCGGAACCACGAGGAGAGCAGUGAGACCAUGAAUGACUUGCUGGCCCAGGUAGCCACAAACACUGACACCAGCCGAAAUGCGGGCAAUGCGGUUCUGUUUGAGACGGUGUUGACUAUCAUGGACAUCCGCUCUGCUGCGGGCCUAAGGGUUCUAGCUGUCAACAUUCUUGGCCGCUUCCUACUCAACAGUGACAGGAACAUUAGAUAUGUGGCGCUGACGUCCUUGCUGAAGCUGGUGCAGUCUGAUCACAGUGCCGUGCAGCGGCACCGGCCCACCGUGGUGGAAUGUCUGUGGGAACCUGACGCCUCCCUCAGCCGGCGGGCCCUGGAACUGAGCCUGGCCCUGGUGAAUAGCUCCAACGUGCGAGCCAUGACCCAGGAGCUGCAGGGCUUUCUGGAGUCCUGCCCCCCUGAUCUACGGCCCGACUGUGCCUCUGGCAUCCUACUGGCAGCAGAGAGGUUUGCCCCAACCAAGCGGUGGCACAUAGAUACCAUCCUCCGUGUGCUGACGACGGCAGGCACCUAUGUGCGCGAUGAUGCAGUGGCCAACCUGAUCCAGCUGAUUGGGGGUGCCCAGGAGCUCCACGCCUACUCUGUGCGCCGCCUCUACAGCGCCCUGGCUGAGGACAUCUCCCAGCAACCACUGGUGCAGGUGGCAGCCUGGUGCAUUGGGGAAUACGGAGACCUCCUGCUGGAGGGGACCUGUGAGGAAACUGAGCCCCUGCAGGUGGGUCCUGCGUUGGGGUACACUGAGGAGGGACAUGUGAGGGGAGUCAGGGCCGGUCCCAGGAUCACUCUGUGUGCCCCCCGGAAGGUGGAGAAAGAGGAGGUGUUGGCACUGCUGGAAAGGGUGCUGCAGUCCCAGAUGUCCCUGCCAGCCACCAGGGGAUAUGCCCUCACCGCCCUCAUGAAGCUCAGCACCCGGCUCCAUGGGGACAACAACCGCAUCUGCCAGGUGAUGUCCAUCUAUGGGAGCUGCCAGGACGUGGAGCUGCAGCAGCGGGCGGUGGAGUACAACGCCCUCUUCCGGAAGUACGACCACUUGAGGGCUGCCGUCCUGGAAAAGAUGCCUCUUGUGGAGCGGGGUGGCCCUCAGGUCGAUGAGGAAGCAAAGGAAAGCAAAGAAGUAGCCCAGCUUUCGGAAGCAGCCCCUGUCCCCACAGAGACCCAGGCCUCAAAGCUCUUGGAUCUGUUAGAUCUCCUGGAUGGCCCUUCUGAGAAUGCCCAGCACCCUCCCCCUCUGGAUCCCACCCCAGGAGACACUUUGAUACACCUCCUUGACCUUCCCUGCGCUCCCCUACCUCCUGCUGUGAGCUCCACUGGGGACCUCAUCUUCUUGUCCACUCGAUCACUAGCAUCUGGAGCAGUUCCCUGCACCCAGUGGGUGCUCAUUUAAUUUUUCUUGCAUGAAUGAAUGAACUGUUAUCUUCAGCCCAUAUACUGAGUCACUUCUCUCUCCCUACUGUAGCUCCCAUCCCAAAUCUCAAAGUAUUUGAGCGUGAAGGACUUCAGCUGAAUCUUUCUUUUGUUCGACCCCCUGGAACCCCUACUUUGCUGUUAAUCACUGUCACUGCCACCAACACCUCAGGGGGUGACGUCACCCACUUCAUCUGCCAGGCGGCUGUGCCUAAGGUUUGUAGAAGACCAGGACUCAGAGGUAGCCUGGAUACUCCCGGAGAAAAAGCCACUAAGUAGGGGAGGUGCUGGGGGUGGAGGGAGGGUGAGAUGAGAAGGGAGUGACUGCAGAGACAGGCACCUGGGGAGUCGCGGGAAGAGGGUUUGAAACUGUUGGGUGUGGAGUGGUUGCCUGAGCCAGCCAGCUGCCUUAUGUGUGCUCUGUCCAACCUCCUGUGUUUAGAGUUUCCAGCUGCAGCUACAGGCCCCCAGUGGAGACACUGUUCCAGCCCAGGGUGGCCUUCCGAUGACCCAGCUGCUCAGAAUCCUCAAUCCUAACAAGGUGAGCUCCAGGAGCCCCUGGAGGCUAAGACCUAGGGCAGGGAGGAGCCACCUGUGCUUACCCUGGUCUUCGCUCUCCUGUUCCUAGGCCCCCUUGCGGUUGAAGUUGCGCCUCACCUACGACCACUUUGGCCAGUCGGUACAGGAAAUCUUUGAGGUGAACAACUUGCCUGUGGAGACAUGGCAGUAACUCCGCCUCCACUCAGAGCCUGAAAUCCUCCUGUGUCCCCAAAUCAGGAGCCCCAGCUACUUGGAUCCAUAUCUGAGGGUGACCAGCAGGUGGCACUCUGGUCCUGUCCUUGCUGCUGCAGAACUGGGGUGGGGGGAACCCCACAAAUGAUGAAAGCCCAAUAAAGCCCUAGGGGGCAAAGCCAUUA